CAAUCAGGACAGAGCCGAAACGAUCACUCCUUUUUAAGUAAGUAAAAAAGUGAAAACCAAAACCCCAACUUCAAAAUUUCUCAGUGUCACACGAAUUACCCGUUCAACCAAUCAACAUUCCAGAAAAAAAAAAAAUCGAAAAAGAAAAAUAAAACAAAGAUCAAAGAGCGUGAACAUUUUCAUUUGUUGGAACACUAUAAGCAAAACAUGCGAGUAGCCAUAGCCAAAACCACCAUCUUUCCCGCACACCCAUCUUCAUUUCGAUUGCUUCAAAAUGCAGAGCUUACUAUUCUAAUUCUUCCUUGUUUCCUCGCAAGAAUCUUAAAGAUCCCGCAAACCCCAAAUCCAUUUAUUCGUCAAUUCUUCCGAAUUGAUAUCAAUCUUCAUAAUCUUCUUCUGUUUCCCCCUUUUCAGAUCAGGAAAUGGGGCCUCUUUCAUGGUAUUUGAAAAUGCUUGAUGUUCGUCCGCUCUACACGAAGAGCAUCUCCGCUGGCUUGAUCUACGCAGCUGCUGAUUUGACUGCACAGAUGAUGACCAUGGAAUCUUGGGGUUCUUUAAACAUAAUAAGAACAUUACGCAUGUCAAUGUUCGGGCUCUUUUUUCUAGGGCCUGCGCAACACGUAUGGUUUAAUUUCUUAGGAAGAAUCCUACCAAAACGAGACAUGACUACCACCUUCAAGAAGUUAGUUGUUGGUCAAAUCUUUUACGGACCCACUUGCACCGCCGUUUUUUUCAUUUACAACGCGUUUCUACAAGGUGAAAGUGCUAGUGAGGUUGGUUCAAGAUUGAGGAGAGAUCUUGUGCCAACUUUAACAGGCGGUCUUAUGUAUUGGCCGGUGUGUGAUUUCUUCACUUACAAAAUCAUCCCCGUUCAUUUGCAGCCAUUAAUGAAUAGUUCGUUUUCAUAUUUGUGGACUAUAUACUUGACGUACAUGGCAAGUUUGGAAAAAGCAAUUGAAGCUUAAGUUUUAGCAUUUUUUUUUUCAUUUUCUAUGGCCAUAACUCUCUUUGUAACACUCAUGGGAGUUUUUCACAUUGAUUGGAGGCAAUAGGGGUGAGAAUCGAUCCCUCAAGAGCACAGGUGGAUGGAAUUUGGAGAAGCAUAUGAUAUAAUAAUAAAAUGUGUUAAAAGUAGUUGAGAGUUGUUCUAUAUUAAGGUGCUAUAGAAUGGAAGUGUUUAUGAACUUGACUGCCGUACAAAUAAAAAGUUUGUUCUAAAAGAUUCUUCAAGGGUAGUUUUGUCUUUUAAGCUUGGCAAAUGAAGGCAGGUAGAUCAUACUUUUGAACAUUCUCACCUGUCUACUGAGUGCAUUUAGGGAACUCAUGGACAUGGUGCGAUUUGCAUUUUUCAGGGCUUUUGUGUUACUUAGAGUUUCUUAUAAAUAAAAUUGGAUUGUUUAUUAAAAUUUAAGCACUCAA
Messenger RNA from Lactuca sativa (garden lettuce), 1419 nucleotides. Its product is annotated as protein SYM1. The record is from RefSeq and is a predicted model, not a curated record. Gene Ontology annotation, cellular component: cytoplasm; membrane. Lineage: Eukaryota; Viridiplantae; Streptophyta; Magnoliopsida; Asterales; Asteraceae.